UAACCACGUAUCCCCCAUAGACAAAGGCAAUAGAAGUACACUCACUUUUUUAACAAGAAACAAAUUUUUGGAAUUCAAAAAUUUUCCAAAUGAGGGAAAGAUUUUUUCUUUCUUUUUUAUUUCUUUUUAUUUUUAUUACCCAAAAUUAAAAAUCUUUUUAAUAAAUAGAGGAGAUUAGAUGCAUGAAGAAGAAGUAAAUAACACGUUGCAGAUGAGAGGUAGAAAAUAAAAACAAAAGUUUCCGUAGCAGCACAAAAAAUAAAAAACUUCGAUUGGAGGAAAAAACGAGUAAAUAAUCAAACAAACAUACAUAUAAAAAGGGUCAGUCUUCCCUGUUUGUUCCCUCUUUAUUCCUCUGUUUAUUUCUGGAAUGUGUGAUGAAGAAGAAAUAUCAUAAAUUUAAAUCACUUCAAGAAUUUUAUAAUCAUGGUGAUUUUCCUUUGAUUCAAAAGGCAUGUCUUUUCUUCUUUCAUUUCCUUUAAUUUGUUUCAUUUGAUUGGUUUUUAUGAUUAUUCCGGGUUUAAUUCUUAUCUGUGUUACUUUAUUUUCUUGCAUGUUUGAAUAAAAUCCUAUCUUUAGGUUUAGCAUUUCAUUCAAAAUUUGGGCAUUUUGUAAAUUUGACUAGGGUUUUUUUUAGGAAGGGUUUAUCAAUGUGAAAAAUUUGUGGGUUUGUAAUCUUUUAUUGUUUCUUCAAUCUAUAAACUAUUUUGAUGAGUAUUAUUAUUAAUUGUCGUAAUCCCAUUUGGUUUAUUUUGAAUUUUCUUUGAUGGGGAUUAGUUUAAAAUUAAAUGGGUUUAUGACGACAUAAAUUAUGUGGGUUAUGUUUUUCCAUUGUUUUUUUACGAACAAACAAUUUUGUGGUUUAGAUUGAAUCUUGACUUUGUAUUUGUUUAUCUUUAAAUGUCAUUUUAUUAUGAUUAAUGAGAUCUUAAUUUCAAUGGUGGGUGUUUCACGUGUAAGUGAAUUAAAGGCUAAGCAGAAUCAUUAUGGGGAUUUGGGAGUGGCUGCUGGCUUGAACAAAGUCUCAUUGGAUCAGUUGAUUGUCGAUCAAGCUUCCUUUCAUGAAUUAUCUACUGAAACCGAAGACUUAAACCAAAGGCAGCUUUUCGCUAGUGAAACAAGUCAUAUUCAAUCAUUUGCUGAAAAUUUUCGAAGUUUAGGUUAUAUGAAAGAUCCUGUUCCAUUCGAAAAUUUGCAAAUGUUGCAAAAUUUGACUACUUCUCCGGACACAGUAAAACAGCACGAUCAAGAUUUUAUUGACUGCAAAGGUGAUGAUAGCUCUUGCAUUAGCAAAGAUGAUGCUCUGCGCUUUGGUGGUGUAGAUCAUAAGAAUGUGACGUCUAGUGCAGCUUCGGUUAAUAGUCCCUUUGCUGAUGUUUGCGAGAAAUUUGUAAGUCGUCAAUCUAUUACAGAUGGCUCUCCAGUCGAUCAAACGUCUGUUGAAGAAGGUGACCAGCAUGCCACAAUAUCAAACAAGUAUUCAAGUAAAGCUGUACUGCCAACACUAGGUUCUGCUGAUGGCGUGAAGUCUAAUUUACCAUUUACAGGCACACAGAUACCUCAUCUUCAGAGCCAGGAUAUUAUGGAUGGCAAUGGAUCAGAUGAAUUGGUCGAUGUUAGAGUAUGUGAUAUUUGUGGUGAUGUUGGUCGGGAGGCAUUGCUUGUUCUUUGUAGCCAGUGUAAUGAUGGAGCAGAGCAUAUUUAUUGUAUGACUCCAACGAUGGAUAAAGUCCCUGAAGAUGAUUGGUUGUGCGAAGAGUGUUUGUUAACGCAAGAUUUGAAGAGACAGUGCCUAGCUGCAGUGAAGAGGCUAGAUAAUGCUCCAAAGCCUUCAUGUUUGAGGGUUCAGCAUGUCGGUAAAAUGAAGAAAAAUCAUUUCAGUGAUGCUUCCUUCUUAUCUGAUGAGAGACUUGGGCUUACUAUGGAAAUGAGAUCAGAAAUAAAGAAAAUAUUUUUUGACGGAAGGAUAAAAUCGCUGAAGUGCUCUGUCUCUGGGAUGAAAACGCAGUUUUCUCGGGCUUCUUCAUUGAAGAUCUUGGGUGAAAACACAGCGCGCCAGGUAUCUUCUUUUGUUGAUCUUCCUGCUGAGAAAGCGAUGAAGCAAAAAUGUUCAUCAGCUCAUAGAUCAUCCAAAUCUAAACAAGGAUUAUGUGGAGGAUCUGCCAAUGCUUCUGGGUCAAUUAUGGGAGUGCGAUGCUCACAAGAAGACAUACGUCAAAGCAGAAGGUCUACCGAUGCAAGUUCUGACUGUGAACUCACAAAUCAUCAUUCUGACAAGAAGCUGCACAAAAGAAAAGCCAAACAUUAUUUAAUGUGGAAAAACAAAAGCCAAAUGGGUUCAUCGCUUUUUGGGUCUAGCCCUUCUAGAUUUAACUCUACUAAGACCAAGAGCGUUUCGAGGAAGGUUAAGGCGACACAUUCUUCUAGAAAGAACGUCAACAUCAAAAAAUCCUACCAGCUCAACGGCAAUACAAAUGUGAAGACACUUGUUCCCCAAAGUCAUGAAGGCAAAGAUUGUUCGAACACAAUCAUUGUUAGACCUAUUGAAGAAAGGAAGUCACCCUGUCAAUCAAGUGACAUAAAUGUGACCGGUAAUCCUGAACAGACAGUGAAUUUAACCACUCAGAAAGCUGAUUUUGACAAUGUCCCAGAAGAUAACAAUGAUCAUUCAGUUGCUUCGCACAAAAUUAUGCCAUUUGACUCUCAACGCGUGGAAGUCAUGCCUACACCUGAACUGGCAAAUGAUGACUAUAUGGUUACGGCCAUGAUUUCUGUUGUCCCAGAUCCUGCAUGCAUUUGGAAGGGAAUAUUUAAAUUGGAGAAAAGCGGAAAACUUCCAUUCGAAUGCUGUGGGGUAGAAGCGCACUUAUCGACUUGCGCAUCUUCCAGAGUAAUUGGAUUGGUUCAUAAGUUCUCAACUGAGCUUCUGUUAAAGGAAGUUCCACGUUUGCAAACGUGGCCUAUUCAAUUUCAAAACUAUCAUCCGACAGAGCAAGAUAUUGCUCUCUACUUUUUUGCUCAAGAUUUAUCGAGCUAUGGAACAAGUUACAGAAUGUUGCUUGAAGACGUGACAAACAAUGAUUCAGCUUUAGAGGCCAACUUUGGUGAUUUUCAGCUUUUAGUUUUUCCGUCUAGCUUGCUUCCUUUGAGAUCACAGCGCUGGAAUUCUCUCCCGUUUUUCUGGGGCGUCUUUAGAACAAGGAAAGCUGAUGACUCUUAUAGCCCUAGCUUAAGCACGAUGACGGUGAAUGAAGCUUUUUCUUCUCCUGGUAGUUGUGGAUCAGAGAGCAAAUUUGUUUCUGCACCUCGUACAUUCCACAACUUCAUUCAAGUAUCAGAAGUUGUUGAUCCUAUGGUUUUGCAAUCUGCCGUGUUGGUCAAGUGUGGGGACCGAGGAUAUGAACGUGAAGUAGCUUCACCGGAAAAACAUACUCCGAAAAGGAAGCAGGUCCGAUCUCAUACUAUUCCUUUUGUCCAUGAUUGCAGAAACGAGGUUUUGGACUGUGGGCUAUUUGGUGAUAACUCGCAGAAAGAAAAGAUAUUCGAUAAAGAUAUAAAAAACAUUAACAAGACUGAUGGAGAAGGCAUUACAGCAAUCGACUUCUUUUCUGAUGUAAAUUACAAGGGUCAAAAUUGCACUCGAGUCUAUGAAUCUGCCUCUGGAUUCAGACAGACGUGUGAUGUUGCUAGUGUUUCUUUUUCGUUAGACUCGGGACCAUCAGGGUCAUCUGAUGGCGGGUACGCUAAAUCAGCUAAAGAAGAACCAUUAGAGAAUUCUGGAUACUAUAACGCUAUUAAUCUCGACCUCUACUUGGGCAAUAGAUCAGAAGAAGCAGUCGAUUUGAAUUUGUCUCUUGGCUUGCCUAAUAUAAGCAGAUAUAACCCUAAAGAGUCGUUCAAGAAUGGAAGCAGUCGAGAUGGAAAUGUUUCACUGGUCCUCUCUCUUGGAUUGCCAUCGUGGAAUAGCUGACUGCUGGUAUUUUAAGCUUCAACGUGUGUCGAUGACUUGCUCUUAACACUGUUUCUGUUGCUGCUGCUCAGUCAGGCUUUAGGCAUAAUGAUGUAAAUACUAAAUAGUACUUCUAUAGAACAAAGGUAUGUGAUAAAAUAGUAGCUAGGUGCUUAUAUGAGAAUAAAUUAUAGAACUAGAAGCAAAAGUUCAGAUGUCCGAUGAUAGUUAAAAAUGUUACAUACAUAUGAGAGCUGUUAAUUUCGAGUUUCAAGCAAUAAUAGAGAUCGUUUCAGCGGCAGCAUA
Messenger RNA from Amaranthus tricolor (Joseph's coat), 4255 nucleotides. RefSeq lists its product as uncharacterized. The record is from RefSeq and is a predicted model, not a curated record. The transcript has 10 exons. Bases 914 to 3970 code for a protein of 1018 amino acids. Lineage: Eukaryota; Viridiplantae; Streptophyta; Magnoliopsida; Caryophyllales; Amaranthaceae.